Cyphellophora europaea CBS 101466 is the source of this 960-nucleotide messenger RNA. RefSeq lists its product as uncharacterized. Gene Ontology annotation, molecular function: signaling receptor activity. The record is from RefSeq and is a predicted model, not a curated record. The transcript has a single exon. Bases 1 to 960 code for a protein of 319 amino acids. Gene Ontology annotation, cellular component: membrane. NCBI's taxonomy places the organism in Eukaryota, Fungi, Ascomycota, Eurotiomycetes, Chaetothyriales, Cyphellophoraceae.
AUGGCACGACUCUCCUUCAUCCUCAGCUACCGCAGGCCGAGGUCGACUUUCAAUCGCGUGCUGAAGGAGCGACGGCGCUCUAUUUCUGCACGAAAACCAGAGCAUAAACCCGCCCGACUCCUCAGGUAUGACGAGCUACCUGAAUGGCACAAGGACAAUCCGUACAUUCUAUCCGGCUAUCGCAUGGAGGGACAGUCUUGGACGUGCAUUAAGUCCAUAUUCGCGAUGCAUAAUGAGACUGUCAAUAUCUGGACGCAUCUUCUCCCCGCUGGCGGCUUCGCACUGAGUCAAAUCCUUAUCCAGCUCCUCAUCGACCAUUACUACCCCGAGGCAACCCGCCUGGACCGGUUCGUGAUCGCUUUUAACGUUGCCGCCGGCAUCGUUACCAUGACUCUAUCCUCCCUAUACCAUACACUAAUGUGCCACUCUGAGCAUGUCUCAAACUUGUGGCUCCGGAUUGACUAUAUCGGCAUUCUUACACUAAUACUUGGAAGUUUCUUCAGCGGCAUUCACGUUGGCUUUCGCUGCGAGCCCACCCUGCGGAACAUUCACUGGACUUCGAUAUGCGUUUUGUCGGUUGCAACUUCGAUCCUGGUGAUUGACCCUAAGCUGCAGGGUCUGAAGUACCGUUCACUUCGCACAUCGGCUUUCGUCCUGACCGCAUUGAGCGGCUUUGCUCCUAUUAUACACGGGCUUCUUAUGUACGGCUGGAGCCAGAUGUGGGUUAGGAGUGGGAUGCCCUACUACUUUUUAGAAGGGAUCGUUUACGGAUUCGGAGCCUUUCUUUUUGCGACCCGCAUACCAGAAUCAAUAUGGCCUGGCAAGUUUGACAUCUGGCUGGGGUCACACCAGUUAUUCCAUGUGCUGGUAGUCAUUGCGAGCCUCGUGCACAUGAUCGGAGUAUGGUCCGCUUACGAGUGGCACUACGAGAACCAAAGGAGUUGUCCGGUACCGGUUUGA